AAACUAGGUGACAGGAGGUGUCAAAACCAGCUGGUCUGCUGGGUAAGAGAAAUGUUUUGUGAUCGAUCGAAUUGUUUUGAGGCAUCUGGUCGUGUACCAAAUGGAAUCCUUCUUUAGUGGUGUCCGUAGUAGUCUCAGUGGCAGGGAGACAAUUAUAAAGCAAUCCCUGAUCUCUGCACUCUCCGAAAAUGCCCGUGAGAUACAAUUUGAGUAUGCUGAGAAUAAUUGUGAACUUCUGGAGCUCACAGAGAGCACAAAUUCCUUCUGUACAACCAUUGAGGCAAUCUUCCUACACGGCAUUAAGGGAUCAUUUGUCCGGAAGACAAUUAGUGUGAUUGCCAAUGAAAUCAAUAGACGUCCAGAACCAAGUUUCUGGCCAAUCCUCCUAAUCUUCUCCCACAAGCAGUUUAUCGAUCAAAUUCAAUCCUUGACACAGGUUAGCAAGGAGAUUGGCUACUGCAGAGCAUGGAUACGUUUGCUAAUCAACGACGGACUCCUGUCGUCACACCUUAAGACAAUUCGCAAUGACUCAUCUGCCCUCAAUCCCUACUACAACCGACACGCCCUGCUCAAAGAUAAUGACAGGCUUGAAGUGGCCGAAAGGAUUCUUGAAGGUAUUGAAGCAUGCAUCCGCUUCAAUUUGCCAUACAAUUCCAGUUUGCUCAAUCAGUGGACAGAUCAACCACUCCAAAUGGCAGGGAUUUGGGCACCACCCCUUAAAUCAUACCCCAUUGCAUCGGGAGUGGAUGUUGCAAGUUCCCUGAGUGAUGAUGUUCCCAUUGAACUACCACCACAACCCAAACCCCUGUCUAUUGAUCAAGUGUACGAAGACUCCAUUUCCAAUUCAAUGUUCUCAACGUCCCCUCUUAAUCAGCCAAGAGCAGCUGAUUUGUCUUCUGAGGAAAAUUUUGAUAUUCUCAUGCAGAAAGUAUCUGCAGAUGAUGAGAUUGUUGCCGAAAGGACAAAGGAGAGAAAGCGCUCGGGAGGUGGAAAUUCACUCGACCAACGAGAAGGAUGGUCAUCACCGACUGACCAGAAGGAGACACAGCAGCAAAAAGAACCCCCAAAGAUUCUAAGUCGCUCAAAUAGCAUGACACAGUCGAUUGUUUCAACGCAGUCAACAUCCGCUGAUCGUCAGAGCUUCAACACCCUCCUAGCAAAGCACGCAGAUCGUAACACCUACGCAACCACAUUUGAUUUGAGCAACAUCUGGGAUCAGUUGGAAGCCCAGUACGCAGCAAAUGUCAAUCGUACACCAACCGAGAAGACACCAUCGCAGAAUGAAAGCGAUGAAGACCUCAGUUUUGAGAUGAUUGAUUCCCUAACGGAGAAAUUCAACCUGGACGAACUGCGGACUUUCAUUGCACAGACGUGCACACUUGCCCGAGAGCAGGGUCUCGAUCGGCAGGGUUUUAUGUGUCAAGGAUGCUCAAGUCCAUUCGGUAUUGGUGUAACACCACCGCAGGUUUGCUCCUUCUCCGGCCACUACUUCUGCGACGCAUGCAUGAGUCAAGAUCUCCACGUGAUUCCCGCCAAAGUAAUUCACAAUUGGGACUUUAGACGCUUCCCGGUGUCGCAGAAAGCUUCAAAGUUCCUCUUUGAAUUCCAACAACAACCAAUAAUUGACAUGAAGAUCGUCAAUUCGGACAUCUACGGGGCAGUUAGUGAAAUGGCUGAACUACAAUCCCUGCGGAUUCAGCUGAACUUCAUUCGAGCCUACCUUUUUACGUGCAACCGGGAGAUGAUGAAUAAAUUCCAGGAGCAAGUGUGUGGGAAGACUUACCUGUACGAACACAUCCAUCGCUACUCAAUUGGUGACAUAACACAGCAAAUACCAAAGGGGAGUCUCAAGCAGCUACUGAGGAAGGCAAUUCAAUUUGGACAGGAGCACAUCCUUAAUUGUCGGCUGUGCAGCCAACGUGGGUUUAUCUGUGAAAUCUGUAGAAGCCAAAAGGUGCUCUAUCCCUUUAACAUUGACACCACAUUCCGGUGCGACGUUUGUGGAGCUGUUUUCCACGAUACCUGCUUGAAUGCAUUGCAACCAUGCCCCAAGUGCGAUAGGAGGAAGAAAAGGGAAGACUUACCACUACAGGAUGCUCUUGAAUCCAUUCAGGAAGACUAAUAAAGGACGCCUCCAGCUUCUGCAGCAAAGCUGUGCUUUUGUGUUUAAUAAAUUUUACCCAAUGAA
Messenger RNA from Lutzomyia longipalpis, 2188 nucleotides. It is a transcript of the gene Plekhm1, whose product is annotated as pleckstrin homology domain-containing family M member 1. The transcript is spliced from 3 exons. The coding region runs from base 101 to 2122 and encodes 673 amino acids. Lineage: Eukaryota; Metazoa; Arthropoda; Insecta; Diptera; Psychodidae. The record is from RefSeq and is a predicted model, not a curated record.